AGGUAGUGUUUUGGAAAAGUUGAAUCUCGUCACUUUACAAGAAACUUCUCCGAAGAAUGGGAUAUCAGAUGUGCUACAAUGCAUACUCGAACGACUAGCUUACGUCUUGCUCUUCUUAGUGGGAUUUUAGUCUUGUGUUUUAUUAAAUCUAGUUUUGGUUUGUGGUAUAUGGGCUGUUACACUGAAAAUGAAUCAUCCAAUUUUACUCUCUAUGGCAACACAACAUCACUCUCAUCUGGAGUAGCUUGUUCAAAUUUGUGCUAUUUUGAAGGAUUUACAUUUGCUGCAUUAAGUAAUGGUAUAGAGUGUAAAUGUAGCAAUAGUGUUGAUGGUAUCUCAUCAAUUGAUGGUGCUUCCUGUUCAACAAGGUGCUUGAUAGAUUAUAGUCAACUCUGUGGAAGCAACUCCAGUUUAAGCGUGUACUCAGUAGAUGGGCCGUACAUUCGUGAUAUCGAGGUCAGCAGUGAGCAGACUUUAAUUCAGGAGGGAACAGAAGUUUACAUUCAAGGAUCAGUCGUGUUUGCUGACAUUUUAGACAGUUCUACUGGUCUUCCAGAACUCAACACAAGUCUUCACGUUGUUGAAGUUACAUGGCGUGUGAAUGGUAGUGUUAUCAAGAAGGAGUCGGAACAUGUGAUGAACUCGACGACUUUAGUGGUCGCCCUCACCCAUAGGUUUGAGCAAGAGGGAGUAUGGAUUAUAGAUGUUGAAGUGGAAAAUCCAAUUUCUGGAAUCCUAGGAACUACCAGUUUAACAGUGGUUCCACCAGCCCCCCACAAUUUACAGGUACUUUUAAGAACAGACCUCGAUUCUGUUCCAUCCUGUAUCCCGACGGAGGAUACUGUUCCUGUAAAUCUACCAUCUGUGGCUGUAUUCUUAGAGGAAGAAGUGAUGUUGCAGGCAUCUGUCGCUAUGGGAACUAACUUAACUUUUGUGUGGGAGUUUGAGGAUGGUUUGUCGUACACGGUGUCACCAUAUUUAGCAGAGUCGGGAUGUUCAAGAAUUACAUGCAUGCAACAACAUAUAAAGAAUCAUACCUUUACUACAGAAGGAAUCCAGAAGGUGUCAGUGAAUGUUUCAAAUUCUUUGGGUAGUCUCUCAAAGGAACUCUAUGUGGUGGUGGUAAAAAGAGAGAUGGGUAAUCUAAGCCUGGUAGUUGAUGAUGACUUUGAACCAUACUACACCAAGCCAAAUACAGCAGUCAGAUUUAUGUUAACGUUGUUCACUACGUCACGACAGAACACUUACCUUGAGUUUGAUUUUGGCGACAGAAAAGCGUUCAACUUGAGUCUGAAGGAUGAGAAUGACACGUUUAUAGGAGGGAAAUCCUUGGAUUCAAAUCAUCUUCAUUUAAUGGCAGAUUAUGGAGAGAGCUGUACACUGUUCCUUUCAUUCCAACAUAGUUAUGAAAAUUCUGGUGUAUAUUAUGUGAAAUCUAAGGUAUUUAGUAUUAAUGUGACAUUGGAAGAGAAUUUGGAAGAACCGAUUAUUAUUCAGAAUGUGAUAUCCGAUUCACAACUUAGAGUAAACUCAUCAUAUGCUAUUGGACCUGUGAAUAACUUUAAUUUAAAAUUAUCACCAUUAAUUCAUAAUAUGUCUUCAGACUGGGCAAAAACGACUUUCAGAUGGGAAUUGUUUUUAGACAAUUCUAGUAUUUUGAUAGAGAAAACAAGAGAACCUGUUUUCUGCCAAAUGUUCACUGAAGUUGGCAGGUAUGCUCUGGCUGUUAAUAUUUCAAACCUUGUCAGUUUUGACUACAUCAAAAAGUAUUUCUUCGUUCAAGCGCCAGUGGAUGGACUGUCAAUCUAUUCAACUAGCCCGGCCUUCAUUUCUUUGGGGAGCACAGUACAUGUAGUGGCGUCUGUGAAUAAUGGCACAAAUGUUACAUUCAAAUGGGACUUUGGGGGCUCAGAUGUAUAUGUAGCCCCAAGUCCAGUUGCAUUAGCCAAUCGCUACCAGGAGAGCUCAUCUGCAAACUAUACUUACUGGGAUGUUGGCUCGUACAACAUCACAGUUACUGCGAUAAAUUUGGUUAGUCAACUUCAAAGGACUUUGCCAAAUGUUGUGACUGUAGAGCAACGAGUUUCCGGGUUAAGCCUAAUUGAGGUUCCACCAAACGUCUUGGGAAAUCUUACAGAGAUAUUUGCAAUUGUAACAGAAGGGUCGCAUAUCAGAUUCUCUAUUGAUAUUGGUAUGGGCUCAGAGAACAUCACAGCCACAGUAGAAGAUGAUGGUCUCUUUAAGAUUGUCUAUGAUUUUCCGGAGCCAGGUGUGUAUCGUGUGACUGUUACAGCAUUCAAUGAUGUGUCUUCAGUGGCAGAUGAGGUGUGUGUGAUUGUUCAAGCCUACAUCGAUGACAUUGUUGUUAAACCCCUCUCAGAUGUCUUCGUUGGACAAAUUAGCAAAUUUAAACUGACAUACGGUGGUGAAAUCUUAGAUCGGUCAGAUUUACUAUUUCAGUGGAGUGUGAAUGGAACAAAUUCCACGUCUGUAGUACCAUUUCUCACUCACAUAUUUUACGAGGCAAUUGGGUCAGUGCGACUUGAAGUCCUUGUCCGUAACCUAGUUGUGGAAAAGAAAGUUUGGGUUGAGUUUGAAGUCUUUGACAUCAUGGCACCAAUGGCUCUGAAUCAUCCAUUCUUUUUGGAGUUUGGGAAACCUGUUUUAUUCCAGAUAAUGAAUAUGGAGAAUAUUAAUUAUGAUAUCAUGAUUGAAAUUGAUUUUGGUGAUGAUAACUCGUUGAUAGCGUAUCAGAACACCUCAGAACCUUUGCAGUUGACACACAUGUACAGUGUACCAGGCAUCUAUGAAAUCAAGGCAAACGUCACAUCUCACAUCAAAUCAACAAACAUCUACUCGAUUCUGUCAAUCCAGGAACGAAUCACUAAUAUAUCUCUGCAAGGCCCAAGUAUCAGUAGAUUUAUAAGACCGGAGUCUAGGCAAAUUUGGAAUGUUGCCAAGACGUCUGGUACAGCUGUCCUGUACACCUGGGAAACAGACCACCUGACUGCAUCACCUGGAUUUGAGAUUCAACCCGAUGUCCAAAUUUUGACCAAUGUUCUCCAGAAAGAAUGUGUACAUUUUAAAGCAGCCGGACUCUACAACAUAUCUGUUAACGCCAGUAACCAACUAUCCUGGCAAGUGGUACACAUUCAAACGCAGCUACAGCAGCCUAUCAUAACUGCAUCUGUGUCCAUGGCAACUGUUCUGCAUGGGGAAAACUCUACAAUUGAAAUAGUAGUACAGGGCGAGGGACCGUUUACUUUGAAUGUUAACUAUGGUGAUGGUGAAACUGCUGUGUAUUCUACGCAAAACAUGAAGGAAUUAGAGUUUGUGGAUUCAGAUGCUUAUGUGGUCUACCGAUACACCCUCAUUAAGAGAUAUAUGCACGAUGGUGAAUACACCUGUUCUGUUGUAAUAAGUAAUGCAGUGUCAUCUCGUUUAGAGACUGCUAGAGGAGUGGUGGAGGAGAAAAUCUCGGGUGUUCAGAUAUUAUCAGAUUCAUCGUCAGUCUUGCAGAUCGAGGACGAGGUCACGCUGAUAGCUACGGUCGAGAAAGGUAGCAACAUUUUAUAUAUAUGGGAUUUUAAUGAUUCCCAUGCUCAGCCAAAUGUUGAAAACCUGGGUAAUGCGAGUAUAGCAACACAUAUAUUUAGCUCACCGGGCUUCUACCUUCCAAGUGUUAGCGUCAGUAACUCGCUUCAGACCGAACCAAUCACUGUCACAUAUUCCAAGGUGUUUCAUGUCCUUAAUCCCAUUGGUGACAUCUCAGUCUUUCCCCACGAUGAUGUGUAUACCACGUCUCUCCAUGUUAUUGAUAAUAUUACCAUGGAAUCAGAUCCCGUAAGAAUCCGUGCGGAAUGCUCCGGUACCGGAGUCACUUUUGAGUUCGACUUUGGAGAUGGGAGUCCGUUGGUAAGAAAGGAAGUACCAGAUGAUGGCAGUUUUCCUACAUCAAUUGUUGCAAUGCACAAAUAUCACAGAGAGGGAAGUUACAUAAUCUCUGUAAAGGCGUUUAACAAAAUCAGUAAUGGUACUGCAAUGAUGUCCCGGCCGUUGGUUGUGCAGAUUCCACCCCUUAGUCUGCAGUGUGAACAAAGCCAGUAUUUCACAAACUUUGGAGAUUACACCAAUAUAGCACUAUUGGUGUCAGGAGAAAGCAAUCUGCAAUUUAAUUGGGCGAUGGGAGAUCAAACAGACUACAUUGAUCAAAUGUCUGUUUCUCAUCAGUAUUUACAAACAGGAAAUUUUACUGUGACAGUUGUAGCCAGGAAUGAUGUUCAAUCUGUCACUGCUCAGUGUGAAGUUUCUGUUCAACCAUACAUCCAAGGUGUAAGCAUUGUGAUAUCUGAUGAUUGCGAGGUUAUUGAUGGCAAUGUGAGACUUUGUGAGACUGAUACUCCCAUCACAUUCAAAGCUGAAACUGUUAGUGGAAAUGCUAUAUGGUUCAAUUGGAAUAUGGGAGACGCUACAUGGCAUGUAUACACCAAUGAAUUUGAUUACACUUACAGCAGGAAUGGAAGAUACAAUGUCACAGUGACAGCUGCCAAUCACAAUGAUCAUGCAGUGUCAGAACCAGUCAUGUUACUGGUGCAGGCCCCUGUCAAGAAGCUGUCCAUCAGGGUUGCUGGAACUACCAUCCUUGGGACUAAAUCCUACUUCAGGGCACUCAUUCACAGUGGCAGUGACCUCAACUACUUUUGGGAUUUUGGCGAUGGCACAACAGAAUCCUCCACCUCCAGCAUAAUCCAUCAUGCCUAUAAUCGCACUGGAGAGUAUUUUGUCUCAGUCGAAGCAAAUAAUUCUCUGAGUCGGGCCUUUUCGACUGAACGACUUUUUGUGUUGACUCAGAUGUGUAAACCACCUGUCAUCUCCUUCAUUGGAGAUAAUCCAAAAAUGGUGAACAGAUCAGAUACGAUUGAAAUUGAGACGGAUGUUGCAAUUAACUGUUCCAUUACAAAUCUUACCAAGUACCAAUGGUUUAUCAGGCAUGCAAACAAUUCAGAUUUUGCUCAUAAUUGUGGUGAGCUGGACCAGCGUAACUUGUACCUGAGAAAACAAUGUCUACCUCCUGAAAUAUUUACAAUUACAUUAGAAGUACGUAUGAAUGGAACUAUUGUUCAUACUCAAGGAACAUUAGAGCUUCAUAUUGUGAAGGCACCACUUGUUGCUAUCCUAGAGGGCGGUACACAGCGUGUUGUUGGUAGUAAUUCUCGGCUCAAUUUAAUGGGAAAUUAUUCUUAUGACCCCAAUGAGCCCUUCAGUAUUAAUGAUGAUGGAUUAAAAUACAGCUGGGCUUGCCACCCACUAUCGCAACUUCAGUUAAGCUGCUUUAUGCAAACGACACCUUUGACUAUAGCGACAAACAGCACUCUCUCCUUUAAUGUGUCUUUGUUGAACUUUGCUGUUGCCCAGGAGUUUGUCUUUACCUUACGUUUAUCAAAAGAAGGUCAUUUAGAUGCAACCACCAGUCAGGUUAUUACAGUGGAAGAAUCGGACACUUUACAAGUAAUGUUAGACUGCCCUCAAUGUGUAAAGGGUGAGCUGAACUCUAAUGACUGGCUGACCCUAGAGGUUCUGUGUCCUGGUUGUCGAUUAGAUCUGACGUAUGUCUGGAAAUUGUAUAUUGUUCUUGAUGGUGCUUCUUCAUCAUCUGGCAGGGAUUCAAAUAGAUGCGUUCGACAUGAUGGGAUAGCAUGGAAUUUGUUGCCUGGUAACCAAACAACAACUGAAAACAACAAUAUUGACUUCCAUUCCCAUUCUUCACCACCAACACCGCCUAUAAGCACUGAUAUUUCAAAUUUCAUUGGGGAUGUCCCUACAAGUCCAGGUUUGAAUGAGGGAAGAGUAUUUGCAACUCAGCAACAGAAAACUACAACUCCAGACCCCCUUCUUGGAGUUACGGACCCUUCUCUUCUGAGUGCUACAGCAAUAGAAUCACCACUACCAACUUCCAAACCAAUGGUUGAUAAUUCUCGCAGUGCAUCACCAGAAAGUACUGCUGGGCAGUUUAGUCCGGAGUCUGAAGAAUUUGAAGAGGAUUCUUUUGGACUUGUUGAAGACGACCUCCCCCUGGGACCUGUAGAUGUAAGUGUCAGAAGCUUAGCAGUACCAUCAACUCCCGCUCCUAUGAGAGAGGAACCAUUACCGAGUAUCGAAGAGGACAGUGGUCAUUUUUUCGAAGAAGAUACAGAAGACAUAGGAGGAGCAAAAGGAAUAGAUGAAGAUACAGGUGAAGGAGGUGGUACCCCUACAGACACUGAUUCCAACUCUGGUGAAUCUGAUCGUGAUGAUGCAAGGGAGUUUGACAGUGUGGAUUUCCUUGCUGACAGCAUUCUCCAAAAAGACAAAAACCCUCUGAAUAUUUAUGAGUCUAAUCUAGCGACUACAAAAAAUGGUCCAUCACUCGUUUUCAAGAGUGACAACUUUGAAGAAGGCAGGACGUAUGCAGUUACCGUUGAAGCCACCAAUGAAGAUAAUCAUGUUGGACAAGCCAGCUACUACUUUAAAAUCAAUCAAAAUCCAAGCCUUGGAAGGUGUUCCGUAUUUCCACUAGAAGGAAUAGAAUUGUCCACUAUCUUCAAUGCGGAAUGUCUUGAAUGGCAAGACACUAAUAUGCCUCUGCAUUAUGAGAUUAGUUAUGGGUUUAAUGUCACAGAAAACAUGACUAUUUUAUACUAUGGAUUGAACCCAGAAACAAAGUUUUAUCUUCCGUCUGGGCCUACAAGCAUGGAUUAUGAAGUGUUUGUCCAUAUUGCAAUUGUUGACAGUAGAGGAGGGAGGACCAAAGUAUGUUCCAUACCAAUAAUUGUGAAGCCUGAAGGCCACUCACUCAACAUGACUACAGCUGAAUUGUAUAACAAGACUGUUGAUCCUGGCAAUGAACUGCAGGAGAAGGUCGGCAUUGGGUCACCGCAGGAGAUCUACCACUUUAGUAACGCCAUUGCACGCAUCCUCAACCGACUGGUAAAAAUAGAAGUGAAUGAUGUAACUAUGGCAAUGGUAUUAGCUCAGAGACUUGAAAUUCGACACAGUCUGCUGAAAGCUUUGGAGUUCAUACCAAGCAGAACUGCAUUUGAGAUGCAUAUAAGCAUCAGCUCUGUGGCUGCUGUUUGUGAAAGACCAUCUGAGCUAAGUCUUGGGUCCAUUGAAGUAGCCUCAGGUAUAAUCAAAGAGGUUGCCAAGCAGGCUGUAGCACAGCAUGAAGAUGAGGAACACCUUCUGCAGCUUAGCAUAGAUGCUACAUCUGGUCUACUGUCAGCCAUCACCAUGCCACAUCUCCAUAGUGCUUCAAACUCUACUAAGAGCAAUGUAGCUAACAGUAUUGUUGAUGCUACAAACUUACUUUUAAAGCUACAAUUAGCUCGGUUAGUGGUGAACCAAACGGCAAUAAGUUUUAGCACUCCAGAUAUCAACAUGUUUGGUAAAAGACUAGAUAAGCUGUCCAGUCUGAUUGUGAAGGAUGGCAGAACACAGUUCUUCUUCCCGAGCAGCAUGGAUACCAUAUUGAAGAAUGUGACAAGUGCUGUUACUACGGGGGGCAGUUGUCAUGAUGUUGCUAUGACAACUUAUGAUGUGAAUCCUUAUCAGUGGAGCAAAGUUGGAGCUAUGGUUACAACAAGUGUUGCUUCUCUUGAGCUGUACACGUGUGAUGGUCUUGACUUGGUUGUGGAAAACCUGCCGACAGGAAAUGAAAUUGACCUCACUGUACCGCAUGACCUGCCUGUUGAAAAUUCAGAACCUGGUAAUUUUACUUUUGAUAAAGCAAACAUGAAUAUUCAUGAGUUUAAUGUGACUGAUAUGAAUAUGCAACAGACAUUACAUUUCACCUUUGAGCUGUCUGCAGUUGCAAAGAGGGAGUUAUUUCCCCUUAGGUUGGUUCUACGCUGGAGAGAGCAGCCGACUCCAUAUGAGUAUGACCUCAAAUGGGAUUUUGAGAAUUAUGAGGAAACUAUUGAGGAAUUUCUUCCACCAGGAUUUUUCAAUGAAACCGGCACAUACUACUUGGCACUGCUUGACCCUCUAUUUGACCAGAGUAUGUACCAAUUUGACCAUCCUCCAGGACAUUACCUGUUCAGGAUAUGGUGGGCUGAGUGCUUGUACUGGAACAAGAGAAAAGGUGCGUGGGUUCCAGAUGGCUGCGAGCUGCUCCCAACCUCCAAUUACGAAGUAACUAACUGUAGGUGCAAUCACUUGACUGCUUUUGGAGUGAACUUUGUACCAAUCGUGAAACUCAUUAAGCGUAUCCCCAUGUCACAUUUCCAAAUAUCAAAUGAACAUCCUAUCACAUUUGUGUUUGUUGUGGUGGCAUUUGGUAUAUAUUUUGUCCUCUUUAUCUACUGUCGCUAUGCCGAUCUUCAUGACGAGAAGAAGCAAGGAACAAUCUUUCUGAAAGACAACCAGCUGACAGAUCAGCAGUACUAUGAGAUCACGAUAGAGACUGGUUUUAGAAGUGGUGCCACGACAACAGCAGCUGUUAGCAUCGUGCUGCAUGGUGAAGAGGGGUUUUCAGAAACCAAGGAACUAAAAGCGCAUGAUAAAGCCUUAUUUGAAAGGAAUUCUAGAGACCGUUUUGUUGUCAGUGUGCCAGAGUCCCUGGGAGACCUGACAAAAAUCCAUAUCUGGCAUGAUAAUGCCGGGCGCUCACCAAGCUGGUUCCUAAGUCGGGUUGCCGUGCGGGAUUUGCUGAGCGGGCAGAAGUGGUAUUUCAUUUGUGAACGCUGGUUUGCCGUAGAAGAAGAUGAUGGUAACAUUGAACGCGAGAUUCCAGUACAGAAAACAGGAAUUGGAUUUCAUAAGGCAUUUUUUGCGAAAGGCGCACAGUACUUUUCUGACUACUACCUGUGGAGUUCUGUGUUCACGCGUCCACCAUACAGCUGCUUUACACGUGUGCAACGGUUGACCGUGUGUCUGUCAAUUUUGAUGGAUUUCUUUUGUAUCAAUACUAUUUGGUAUCAGCUCCUUGACAAGGAGGAGGUUGAUCUAGGCUUGAUUGAUGUGUCUGGAGAAGCUGUGUUAGUUGGCAUCGUCACUGCCCUUAUAGCAAUUCCCAUCAAUUUCCCAAUCAUUAUGUUCUUCCGACGGAUUCGCCCCAAGACCGAACGUGAUCCAAAAGAGAUCUACAAUAACAUCAGACAAAGCUUUAAAGCCUCUCCAGAUACUGCAGUGCAGCCAAUUCUAAAUGAGAGAAGCUUUGAAUUAGGUAUAAUUGAACAGACCGCUCUCAACCUACAAAGUUUACAGCACUGGACAACGGAGAACUGGAUCAGGAAACAAAAGGGAAGCAUGGGUGCUUUUGACUCGGACAGUGGACGGUCAUCGCAAGAGAGGAUCUAUUUUGAUAAUGGCAGCAUCUCUAGCGGAUUUGAAGAAUUUGGAGGCGAGAUCAAUAGAGAAAGUGAUGAUACCAAAGCUAGUAGGAGAAACAGAGUCAGCAGGACGAUAUCAGACAGUGGAAUGAGCUCCCCAGAAUGCCAGAGUAUUGAUUCAUUCAUGAUGCCACCUUCACAACAUGAGAUGAACCACAAGAAAUUUACAAGUCCCAAGUUGAUGUUUCCGCACUGGUGCUUGUACAUAGCGUACGCUCUGUGUUUCAGCAUUAUUGGCAUCUCAACCUUUGUGGCUGUUUAUCUGGGCUACAGGUUUAAUCAUACCAAAGCAAUCUAUUGGAUCCAGUCUGUGUACUUCUCAUUCCUACAAUGUGUGUUCAUUACACAACCAGCUGUGAUGGUCAUGUUUACAAUUAUGAAGUCAAUCCGACACAGGAACAACGUGUCAAUCUUCGAUCAUUAUGACGACAAUACUGAUUUGCUUAGCAAGCAUGAGAUGAAACAGAUCCGUACAAAUGUGUUUAUCUAUGGCAACGAUAUCACUAAGGGAAUAGAAGCCCGAAGAAGAGCAAGGUACCUGCGUUUUGCUAGACCACCACAACCAAAGGAAAUUCAGAAAGCCAAAGAAAAAACAAUUAAAGAGAAAAACAUGUACACUAUUCUCAAGGAUGUCAUUAUUUAUUCCCUUAUCCUAAUGUGUUUGUUGUGGAUGGCCUAUGGAAGAGAUAUGACGAACUACCACUCACUGAACAAGUCCAUCUUCAAAACCUAUGUCGAGACUCCACGACCCUUUACAGAAAUAUCUUCUGUCCAAGAAUUCUGGACCUGGUCCCAGACAGAUCUCCUGGAUGGGCUUUUCUGGGAGAAAUGGUACAAUGGUGAAAAUCAAACUGAAGAACAGGGUUAUGUGAUGGGUGGAGACACCAUUCUACUGGGCAAAGCCAGUCUCCGUCAAGUACGUGUGCACCAAAACAGCUGCAGCAUAGCCCACGUAAUGGAAGCACACUUUGACUCGUGUCAAGGCAGCUAUGCGGCAAGUAGAGAAGAUACAGAAGAUUAUAGGCUGAAGGGGGAAGGCUGGUUCUACAACAGCAAGAACCUGUUGAAACGCUAUGCACAGUGGGGAAGGAUAGACCACUACAGUGGGGGAGGCUAUGUGGUGGAUCUCAAUACUACAAGGUCAUCAGCUGCAGCUCAGCUGAAGGAAUUACAGAAGAAUGCCUGGAUUGAUGAUCAGACUCGAAUGGUGAUAGUAGAGUUCACUCUCUUCAAUGCUCCCUAUAGAUUAUUCAGCUCUGUGGCAUUGUUAGCUGAAAUGCCAGGCACUGGAGCUAUUCAUCCACUGCCAAAGGUCGAGUCGGUGCUGCUGUACCAUUACGAAUCAAACUACGACUACUUUAUACUCCUUCUCGAGCUACUUUUCUUGCUUCUUGUUGCUGUAUCUGGGAAGAGAGAAGUUCACAAAGCCAUUAAAUUGAAGCUGAAGUACUUCUUAAGCUUAUGGUCUUGGGUAGAGUUGAGCAUGAUUCUGUUAUCGUUAAUGUAUUUUGUGAUGUACGUGUACCGCUUUGCUUAUGUGACCGAAAUCAUUGAACGCAUGAAAAGGACGUUUAAUGAGGAGUUUGUGGACAUGUCAUUCCUUGCCUUCUGGGAUCAAUGUCUUCGUAGCAUCAUCGGAGCAGUGCUGUUUGUGGUUACAGUGAAGUUUCUACAUCUUUUACGUUUUAAUCACAAGGUUGCCAUGUUUGGGGCUGUAAUUCAACAAGCUUUCAAAGCACUGGUUAUUUUAUUAGUUUCUUUAUUGGUGAUUCAAGUGGCAUUUAGCUGCCUGGGAGUGCUUCUGUUCGGAGCAUUCUACAAGCCAUUUAAUGAGUUGUUUGCGACCACUGGAUCUGUCAUCACACUGUUGGUAGGGACACCAGAAAGCCUUGAUAAUGUCCAGGAAGCCAGCCCCAUAUUGUGGACCAUAUUCUACAUUUCAUAUAUAUCAACAGUGUUUGUGGCAUUUUCCGGUUUAGCUAAAGCUAUUCUGUGCUGUAGCUACAGAAAAGUGAAAAUUCAAGACUGUAAAAAUGUCAGAGGUCAGACUGUCAGUGGUCGAGAAGUGAUGACAUUCUUCUGGAAUGAAUUACUGAUAGUACUUGGCAUUCGAAAACUUCCAUCCAACAAAGAUUGUGAAAGGGAAGAGCUUCCAUUGGAAUUCACAAUGGCGGAAAUUGAAUACCAAGUAGAUGAACUUCUGUUCCGCAUGAGUGCCCUUACUCACCAACAUGGUCUACCAGAUAAACAUUUUGGUUACUAUGGUGAUUCAGACAAUGGAAUGGAAGACAAUCUAUCUCUCAUUAGCACAGAGCCACCAAGCUCUAUUGAUAGUUUCCUAGAAGAGCGUUUGGAACGGAUUCAUCAAGAUCUUUACAGCCACAACCCAGAAUUAAGGGAACUCAUAGAGGGCGCUUCAGAUGCUGAAGAUAGAGAGAAACAAUUAAGGUCUCAGCUUGAACUUGAAAUUUUUAGACAGCUGCAACUUGUUCGGCAGGAAGAGGACAGACAAAGGCUGGAACUGCAAGACAGUGGACGUGAUACACAGUCUGAACAGACGGAUAUGCCAUUUGAUGAUUCAACAUCACCCCCCAUUGUUCGACAGGCAUUCUGGACUAGUAUCCCUACAUCUUUCCCCUCAGUUAAUCCAAACACAUACUACAUGGGACAACUUGGAAACUGGACAGAAAGUAGCAAAGGAAGUGAAGGUAGUAUUCAAAAAGGACGGUUAAGAGAUGAUAUCCGAUUGGAGGAAUUUUCAGAUGCAAGUAGCAGGAUGGAUGAAUGGACCAAUCCAAGCAGUUCAUAUUCAGAGCUUAAAGAAGGUACUAAUGCCUUGAGAAAAAGCCCUUCAUUGCAUGAACUCACAGCAGAAACAUCUUUUUCACAUCCUCGCUUGAAUUCCGCCCGGAGUGAGAACGUUGAAUCAACUGGCACCGAAUACAGAAAAAGGAAUCAACCACAGAACAUAGUUCGUGAUUUUCCCGAGGGUGAAUGCCCCGAUAAAACAAUGAGCGCUGAGAGUUAUUCAAUCCCAAAUGCUCUCUACUCUUCCCAUGAGGAUCUUACAGAGGAGAUUACAAAAGAUUCUAAAAUUUCAGGUAUUAAACACGUGAACACAGACAGCGAUCCCAGAAACCGACUUUGCAAGACUAAAGCAGAAGCUCAGGAUUUUUCUGAUGAAGAUUCUCUCGAUGAAACAGUUAUCAUUGAGAGUUUUUCAAUUCCAAAUGCUCUCUUCUCCUCUCAAGAAGAUCUUACCGAUAGCGAUACGAAAGGUGCCAAAAGUGCACGAAUUAAGCACUUGAGCAGAGGUAGCGAUGCCAGGAACAGACUUCGCAAGACUAAGUCACGAGGAAAAGGGAAAGGCCGCAGUCGUAUUGAUCUUGGAAGCGGUUUUAUGAACGAUGGAUUCAGUUCCGAUGAGGAUGUUCCUGUCAUCCACAUGGGGAUGUAAACUCUCAACUUAUUUAAGUGAACAUUGGUACAUUAAAGCGACUAAUUAAUAUAUUUUUAGAAGAUGAGGUAAUUAUAUAGUAAGAUAAUAAGCUGUAUAUAAUGAAACUCGUUUUAAAAAUUAUUGAUAAGAUUGUUUGUAAGGAAUAUGCUCAGGGAACUUGUGGCUCUUGUAGUCAAAAUAAAUUAUAUGUGUAUGUAAAAGAUGCUGUAAUUUAAGUGUUACAGCAAAGGAAUAUGUAUUUAUACUUUGAGUAUACUGCAUUAUAUAAUAUGUAUAUUAUACUCUAAAGAGCAACAAACAUGCAUUUAAUGUAAAGUAUGUCAGUUAUGACUUUGCAUACCGAGGGUAUAGAAUAUAUCUUUAACAGGGGAAAAUCAAGAAUUUUUCAAACCAUGGGGUGGGGGGGCAUCAACAUUUUCUGAAUAGAUACGUGUGUAGCCCUUAUUUCAAUACAUAAUAUUGACAUGCAUUGAAAUUUAAAAAUUUAGUGAAAAAAU
Molecule: messenger RNA, 13325 nt
Organism: Anneissia japonica
Lineage: Eukaryota; Metazoa; Echinodermata; Crinoidea; Comatulida; Comatulidae
Product: polycystic kidney disease 1-related protein-like
Exons: 62
Coding region: 79-12825 (4248 amino acids)
Biological process (GO): kidney development
Cellular component (GO): membrane
Molecular function (GO): protein binding
Source: RefSeq, a predicted model, not a curated record